Messenger RNA from Ambispora gerdemannii, 4380 nucleotides. Lineage: Eukaryota; Fungi; Glomeromycota; Glomeromycetes; Archaeosporales; Ambisporaceae. The record is from the annotation of a GenBank genome assembly.
AUGAUUAACCUAUUUGCAAAACCACUUCCCGUUGAUGAAUCUACCUCAAAGGCCGAUGGAAUAAACAUAUUUAGUAUCGCACGACCUUACAUGCGAGCUUUUCACUUCGCAUGGAUCUCCUUUUGUGUCGCCUUCACUGGCUGGUUCGCCGUUCCCCCACUGAUGCCAACAAUUAGGAAAGAGCUCAAACUUACUCCAUCUCAAGUUAACGACUCCAACAUCGCUGCCGUCUCCUCCACCAUCCUCUUCCGUUUGCUCGUCGGACCCUUUUGCGAUCGCUUGGGCCCAAGACGCGUCAUGGCCACGGUACUCCUCCUCGGUGCCAUUCCCAUCGGACUCGCAGGCCUGGCAAAUAGUGCAACCGAUCUAAUAACCAUACGCUUCUUCAUCGGCAUCCUCGGCGCCUCCUUUGUUCCCUGCCAAUUCUGGACGACACAAAUGUUUAGCAGUCGCACUGUCGGAAGUGCGAACGCCUUGGUCGGCGGAUGGGGAAACAUGGGUGCAGGAGUUACCUCUUUGAUUAUGCCUCAGAUAUUCAGCUUGUUUGUCCUCUUUGGUCUGACGAACAGUCAGGCGUGGCGUGUCGCAUUUGUUGUACCUGUUGUAUUUCUGGUUGUAGUCGGUGUGUGCAUUCUUCUUUUCUCCGAUGAUUGCCCGCAAGGCCAUUGGUCUAACCAUUGGGUUGAAAAAAAGAUUGAGACUGAAAACAUUGCAGAAAAAAAACAAGACAACCCUGUCACAAGCAUUGCAGAAAAAAAACAAGACAACCCUGGCACAACCAUUGCAGAAAAAAACCAAGAAAACGUCGAUGUCGAUUCUGAGAAACAGACUACACAACAGAAUACACGACGACCAACAAAUAAGGAGUUCCUCAUGGCCAUAACGAACUACAACGUCGUCAUUCUCAUGUUCAUGUAUGCCUGUAGUUUCGGACUCGAAAUUGCCGUCGACAACGUCAUUGGUCUCUUUUUCAUAGAUCAAUUUGGCCUCAAUCAGUCAUUUGGAGGUUUAGUUGCCGCGCUCUUUGGGCUCAUGAAUUUCUUUUCUCGGCCUUCAGGUGGCUUCAUAUCCGAUGCCACCAACGCACGAGCGGGUAUCCGAGGUCGUCUGAUUACGCAGUUCUGCGUCCUUUUCUGUGAAGGCCUCUUCUUGAUCAUCUUUCGAUUCACAAGCAACACUCUGACCGGAUCACUCAUCGUGCUCGUCUUCUUCAGUUACUUUACACAGGCGUGCGCCGGUACCACAUUCGGUAUCGUCCCCUUCGUUGACCCGCCGAUCGUUGGUGCUAUCUCGGGUCUGGUCGGAGCUGGGGGUAACGUGGGUGGACUUGUGCUGACCGUCAUCUUUAAAGCAUACGAAAAAGAUAUGCCUAUCGCCUUUAUGUUCUUUCAAGAUCACGUCCGCGAACACCUCUCACUAACGCCACCCGCGUACCUCUUCCGUCUCCCAGUUGCCUACAAUAGAGUCGGCCUAACCCAGUAUUUCACUCACCGCUCUGAUGAAAGACUUCUAAUGCAACCGGAAGCGUGGUACAAUGAAAAUAAUGUCACCCUCUACACAAAAGACAAGGUGACUCUUAUCGACAAGGUCAACAGAGUCGUCCAUUCUGCUCGUGGGAACAAAGUCUCUUAUGAUGUGUGUGUUAUCGCUACCGGAUCGAGUCCUUUUGUCCCGCCAGUUGAGAACAUUAGUGCGAAGGGAUGUUUCGUAUAUCGCACCAUAGACGAUUUAGAAGACAUAAUUGCUUACAGCGCCAAGGUAAAACGUGGUGCCGUUAUUGGUGGCGGAUUACUCGGUCUUGAAGCUGCCAAGGCAUUAUUGGACUUGGGAUUAAAAACUUAUAUUGUAGAGCGGAAUCCUCAUCUCAUGAGACGUCAAAUUGACAAAGAAGGUGGUGCGAUGCUGCUUCGAGAGAUCGAAAAACUCAGUUUAAAGGUUGUUCUUGGCAUUGGACCGAAAAAAAUUCUUCUUGAUGGAGACGGAGCUGUGAAAGGCAUACUCUACGAGAAUGAUGAAGUUGAAGACCUGGAAAUGGUUGUCGUUGCUGCGGGUAUUCGUCCACGUGACGAACUUGCCAAAGAAUCGGGAAUUUCAGUCCACGCGCGUGGCGGUGUUUUCGUUGACGAUUACCUGCGGACGAACGAUCCAAAUAUCUUUGCUAUCGGCGAAGUCGUCUUGCACGCCGGUGUAGUUUAUGGUCUUGUUGCUCCUGGGUACGAUAUGGCAGACAUCGUUGCCGCGAAUUUAGCUAUUCCUGGUUCCAAUAGACGUUUCCUUGGUGGUGAUUGUUCCGCGAAACUCAAGCUUCUCGGAGUGCACGUCGCCAGUUUUGGCGAUUACUUUGCCGAAGAUGACAUCGCCAUGCCACUGAUUUACAAGGACCCAUUCGGUUUUAUUUACAAAAAAUACGUGUUCACUAAAGAUGGGAAACACCUGCUCGGUGGUAUUAUGGUCGGUGAUACCGAUGACUAUGCCAAGCUCCAUGCCUUGUGCAAGUCAAAAAAACCAUUGACUAUAGCUCCCGGUGAACUUAUCCUCGGCGUCAAAUCGGGCGAUGCAGAUGGGGCUGACGACCUUCCUGACGAAGCGCAAGUUUGCUCGUGUAACAACGUUUCAAAAGGCCAAGUCCGCGAAGCAGUACGUGAGGACAAGUGCCGCUCCAUCGGCGAAAUCAAAUCAUGCACAAAAGCCGGAACCGGUUGCGGUGGUUGUCUCCCAAUCGUACAAGAGAUCUUCGCAGCAGAAAUGAAAGCAUGCGGUCAGAAAGUAACACAAGCCUUAUGUCCGCACUUUGAGCUCACUCGUGUCGAACUCUUCCAAGUAAUCAAGAUCAAAAAGCUAAAGGAUUUCAAGCAAAUCAUCAAUGCUGUCGGAAGGAAAGGAUCAUAUGGAUGUGAAGUGUGUAAACCCGCGGUUGCAUCGAUUAUCGCCAGUUUGUGGAAUGACCAUAUUUUGGAUCAUGCAACUAUACAAGAUACGAAUGAUCGGCUACUAGCUAAUAUACAACGUGGCGGAAGCUAUUCUGUCGUACCACGUGUGGCAGGUGGUGAAAUCACACCAGAAAAACUCAUUGUCUUGGGAGAAGUCGCCAAGAAAUAUAACCUCUAUACAAAAAUCACUGGGGGCCAACGUAUUGAUCUUUUCGGUGCCGCUAAGCAAGAUCUUCCAGACAUCUGGGAACAACUUGUAGACAACGGUUUCGAAUCCGGUCAUGCGUACGGAAAGGCCUUGAGAACUGUCAAAUCCUGUGUCGGAUCUACAUGGUGUCGUUAUGGUAUUGGCGAUUCUGUUGGGUUUGCCAUUCGCAUUGAGAAUCGAUACAAGGGUAUUCGAGCUCCACACAAGAUCAAGGGUGCUGUUUCGGGUUGUAUUCGUGAGUGUGCUGAGGCACAAGGAAAAGAUUUUGGUUUGAUUGCUACGGACAAGGGGUAUAAUGUCUAUGUCUGUGGCAAUGGUGGAUCGAAGCCGAAGCAUGCUGUCUUGCUGGCCAAGGAUGUUCACGAAGAUCUAUGUAUCAAAUACUUGGAUCGUUUCAUGAUGUACUACAUCCACACUGCUGACAAACUCACGCGUACCGCUCGAUGGCUUGAGAAGAUGGAAGGUGGUAUAGAGUAUCUGCGAAGAGUAAUUAUCGACGACCACCUCGGCAUAUGUGCUGAACUCGAAGAAGACAUGGCUCGCCUCCUCGAUACAUACCAGUGCGAAUGGACAUCCGUUGUCAAAGACCCUGCUCGCCGUACCCAAUUCAAACAAUUUGCCAACACUGAGGAUACUCAACCGAGCAUUGAAUUCAUAGCAGAACGUGGUCAAAGACGGCCGGCUGAUUGGCCCAAAGAAUUUCCUAUAUCCGAAUCAGCAGAGUUGUAUAAAGCUGCUGGUACACAGGGGACUAGCAAGUCGUGGUUUAAACUUUCACCUGUCGAUUCUUUUCCAUUGGACGGGGGAGAAGUUAUUAAAUAUGGAGAUGUACAGAUAGCCGUGUUCAAUACACAUUCACGCACAAAGUGGUACGCGACACAGAACAUGUGCCCACACAAACGCGCGUUCGUACUAUCGCAAGGUUUAGUUGGUGACGACGAGAAUGGAACCAUAAAAGUUAGUUGCCCGAUGCAUAAGAAGAACUUUGCUCUUGAGACGGGCGAGUGUAUUUCUGAUAAUGAAUUAAAGAUCAUGACGUUUGAUGUCAAGAUUGAAGAUAAUCACGUGUGGUUACAUCUUCCGCCCACCGAAGAGCUUGAUAGGAUACUUGGGACAAAAAAGUGGAUGGUUAAUAAGAAUCAUAUCAAAAAAGAACGAAAAUCUAGUGUUGUACGCUUGGGAAGUACCGUUGAAGUUGGGUGUGGUAGUGGUGGCUGUGGGGAUAAUAAGUUGGAAUGGUAA